Molecule: messenger RNA, 142 nt
Organism: Dentiscutata heterogama
Lineage: Eukaryota; Fungi; Glomeromycota; Glomeromycetes; Diversisporales; Gigasporaceae
Source: the annotation of a GenBank genome assembly
GUAUAUGGAGAUUGAUAUUUCGGGUGUAAGUCUUAAAAUAGUUGAAGACAUAAGGGGAAGUUUAAUUGAUGUUGGUAGAAGUAAAGUUAUGUCAUGGCAGAAGGAAAUUAAACCAAUGAAUGUAUCAGGGAAUUCUAGUUAG